Cuscuta campestris is the source of this 1045-nucleotide messenger RNA. Lineage: Eukaryota; Viridiplantae; Streptophyta; Magnoliopsida; Solanales; Convolvulaceae. The record is from the annotation of a GenBank genome assembly.
CCUAAACCCCCCAAAAAAUCCCCACUAAUUUAAAGAUGUCGUCGUUGGCUACCGCAUUCCUCUCCCUGCUUCCCCUCAUUCUCGGGGCCUUCACACUCUUCUCCACCUUCCAAUCAACAAUGACCCAACUCCUCUCCUCCUGGCUCCGCUCCACCUCCGCCGCCGGAACCCCAGCUCCGAACAAGAAACCCACGGCGGCGGCCAUCACUGCAACAGGCAAGGGGGACCCGGGACUGCAGGGGGUGUUCGCGACGUUCGACAGGGACCGGGACGGGUACAUAACGAAGGAGGAGCUGAAGGCGUCGCUGGAGAAGAUGGGGAUCUCGACGGAGGACGGGGACGUCGCGGAGAUGGUGGAGAGGGUGGACGGGAACAACGACGGGCUGGUGGAUCUGGAGGAGUUCUCGGCGCUGUACGGGGAGUUCGCCGGCGGCGGCGAGGAGUUCGACGACGGGGAUUACUUGAUGAGGGAGGCGUUCGACGUGUUCGACGGGGACAGGGACGGGUUCAUCAGCGAGAUGGAGCUGAGCAGGGUGCUCUCAUGCCUGGGGCUCCUCCAGCAGCAGGGCGGCAACAGGUUGGAGGCCUGCAAGGAGAUGAUAAGGAGUGUGGAUGUGGAUGGAGAUGGGAUGGUCAACUUUGAUGAGUUCAAGAGAAUGAUGAUGAUGGACAACAAUGGUGGAACAAGCCUCAUUCCUGUUUCCUAGCUCCCAAAAAGUGGUUCUACUUUAUAUUAAAAAAGUCAUUUUUACUCAUACUAAUCCUUACUUUAGCUAUCGCACCAACCAUAUGUAUUUGGUUCCUUUAUAAACCAUAAAAUUCAAAAUUUGGAGAAUGGGACGGAGGUGGGAGUGUAUGUAUAAUGCAUUUUCAUCUAAUUUCUGUUCUUGAUGUACAGAUAAAAUACAUAUACGUGUAUUUGGAUCUAUAUUUUAUUGUUCUUUAAAUCUUUAUUAUGUAUUGGGCGCGCUGUGGUAUGGCCGGGUGGAUCGAUCGAUCAAGGAUGUGCUACCUAGUUUAGACUAUUAGCGUUGCUAUAACACUU